UCCAGGAGCGCUGGGACACCGCUCUUAGGCACUGGGUGGGAGCGUUGGGUGUCUGUGCAGGGCCAGGAGCUGGCCCGGGUGGUCCCUGUGGGCCCUGAAGCACGGGACAUCCAUUCUGUGAUUAUUUGUUUAGAGCCCCCUUCAGCUGCUCUCAGCAUCCUCAACAGGAUCCACGGAAAUGGGGAACACGAGCAGCGAGCGUGCGGGGCUGGAGCGCCAUGGGCACAAAGGCACCCGAGGGGACAGCUCAGGAGGAGCCACCAAGGAGGGGGACAGACCCAAAAUCCUCAUGGACAGCCCUGAAGAUGCAGACUUGUUCCAUCCAGAGGAAAUGAAGGCUCCAUUGGAGAAAGAGGAAUUUCUAGCUUGGCAGCAGGACCUGGAGGUGAAUGACAAAACCCCCACUCAAGCUCGGCCUACGGUGUUCCGCUGGACUGGAGGGGGGAAGGAGGUUUAUUUGUCAGGGUCCUUCAACAACUGGAGUAAAAUUCCUCUGACAAGGAGUCACAAUAACUUUGUGGCAAUCCUGGACCUGCCAGAAGGAGAGCACCAGUACAAGUUCCUCGUGGAUGGGCAGUGGACACACGAUCCUGCAGAGCCAGUAGUAACCAGCCAGCUGGGUACUGUCAACAACAUCAUCCAGGUGAAGAAAACUGACUUUGAAGUGUUUGAUGCUUUGAUGGUGGACUCCCAAAAAUGUUCAGACAUGUCUGAGCUGUCCAGUUCACCCCCAGGACCUUACCACCAGGAGCCCUAUGUCUGCAAGGCAGAGGAGCGCUUUAAAUCCCCCCCCAUUCUCCCCCCACACCUGUUGCAGGUCAUCCUGAACAAGGACACAGGCAUUUCUUGUGACCCUGCUCUGCUCCCUGAGCCCAACCACGUCAUGCUGAACCACCUGUAUGCACUUUCCAUCAAGGUGAGAGCCAGGGCAUGUCGUGCCCAGGGGCAGCCUGGGUGUCUGGCCAUGGCACUUGCUCACUUGUUUUCCCUCCCCUGUAGGAUGGAGUGAUGGUGCUCAGUGCUACACACCGUUACAAGAAGAAAUACGUGACCACUUUGCUGUACAAGCCAAUAUGAGCAUCACAGUCAUUUGUGACCAAUUGUUCUGGGCCAGUGCAGUCUCAGAAGAAAAUGCUUCACAUAACCAAAUGUACUUCUGCUCUGAGCUGUAGCAAACAAACUCUGAUUUCAUAUUUUUCCUGAGACUUCCAGGUUCUCCUGUAUUUGCCUUAUUUUGUUAGCCCCACCGUGGAAGUUCUUGGAAAUGGCAGCUUCACAGCACCCAGACAGGUGGCCAAGGUGUCAGUGCCCCUUGUCAGCUGAGUUAAAAAACCACCAAUUUAAUUAGGCUGAAUAAUGUCAGGGCAGCAAGAGAUCAAAGAGCUUUAGCAGCAAGGCAGACUGGGAGUCUGCCAGCCCAAAGUCUGGAAAGUUCAGGAUUCUUGGGGAAUCUGAUUUGAGCAUAACACUCAGCAAAAGCAGGCUCAUUACUGCUUCCAUUGCUCAUCAAACACUAUUUCAGUAGCAAGUUCCAAACUUGCCUGGCUGAAGUAAGUGUGAAUAUUGAUGAUCAUUUUGUAGCAGCCUUUUCUGGGCAAAAUCAGCAACAUAAUCAUCACUACAAGCUCAUUAUUAUUUUACGGUAGAGUGGGGUGCACUGUUUCUACUGUGAAUAGCUCUGUAGUUUUUUCUCUUCAUGAGAACUGAAAUACAUCUUUUCCCCUGUGGAAUUUCUGGUAAAGACAACUGUUUUUAAUGGCUGGAUUUAUCAUAACUGUGUCUUGCAGUAAUCUGCUUUUGGAAAACUGGUUUCUCUUGCUGUCACUAAUGAGGACUUCCUUAAGCUGAGAGAGGAAGGAGAUGGAUGGAUUCAGUUUAGGGAUGAGCUCCUCAGUAACAGCCUGAGAGUGACUGUAAGUCUCCUGUGUCCAGUGGCCAAACUCACCCCUCAGUGUCAGCAGAGUGCUGGAUGCAGCACCCUCUGUGCCCAGGGCUGGAGCCGGGCAACUUUUUAUUCUGUUUCUGUUUUCUAAGUGAUUCUAGUAAUGCCAGGCUGCCUGUCCUUGGUGCUGACAGCCUGUUUUAUCCCAAAACAAAUGCAACAUUAAUGCAAACCUGCUGCCAGCGUGCUUGUUGUGGUGCCUGGGGCACCGUGCCCGUGCCAAUGACAAGCAGCCCCUCCCAGCGUGGGGGAAGCACUUUGCACAAGUCUGUGAGGACUCAGAGUGGGGACAGAGCUGCAGCAGCCAGCGUGGGGUGAGCCACAGUGGGAGGGUGCCUUGCCAGCCUGGGGUCUGUUCACCAGCCUUGUUGCAAUAUCUUCAGUAGCUGAGUAGAUCUGGGUCUAGUGCAAUGGUUUUCUCUGAAAACUCUUUCUUCAUUCUGUGCUAUGGAUAGUAUUUAGUAUUCUGAACUACAGAAUUGCUUGUUUUCAACCUCUUUAGAAACAAAUAAAACAUUUUC
This is a messenger RNA of Melozone crissalis (California towhee), 2463 nucleotides long. It is a transcript of the gene PRKAB1, whose product is annotated as protein kinase AMP-activated non-catalytic subunit beta 1. The record is from RefSeq and is a predicted model, not a curated record. Lineage: Eukaryota; Metazoa; Chordata; Aves; Passeriformes; Passerellidae. Gene Ontology annotation, biological process: signal transduction. Gene Ontology annotation, molecular function: protein kinase binding. The transcript is spliced from 7 exons. Bases 179 to 1009 code for a protein of 276 amino acids. Gene Ontology annotation, cellular component: nucleotide-activated protein kinase complex; cytoplasm; nucleus.